UGCACCACCACCACCACCGCCCAAGGGGGGAGAGAAACAGCUAGAAAGAACGCCGAAGAGAGAAAGUGCAGUUGCAAACCCGCAGAGAAAAAGAGAGAGAGAGAGAAAGAGAGAGCGAUUGAUCGCAGGAUAACGUCAUCUCUUGGUACAAAUAGAUCGUCAGGUGCACGCCGUUGGCUCAUUCACGCCCCAAACUUUGAAAAAGCGACACCGUUGCAUACAACACCCAACCGUUCAUUCGUCCGGUAGUGCAUCAUCCAGAGGCAGCCAGCCCAGCCCUACGCCAUACGCCCACGUCCGAACCGCAGCUGUUGCAGCGGACACCGAUUUCGCACCGAUCCAGGCCCUAUAAUUCAGUCACAACGUAUUCGCUAGGAGUCCUACGCCUGCUUGGUCUGAGCUGUUGUGAUUUGGAUAGCGAAAAUGUGCAGAGAUCGCGAUAUGAGUUUGUCAUAGAUCAGCGCAACCGUCGUUACAAGGUCAAGAAAAAAAUCAAACUCAAGAGCGAAUAAAUAUCGGAUUUGUUGGCGUGGAAGCGCGAAGAAGAGACUCUGACAGACAGACAUACAGGCAGAGAGAGAUACAGAGAGACAGAUAGUCUUGGACCAACAAAAACAACAACAGCUUGAAAGGCAAAAGCAACAAUACCAAAGUUAACAGUAAUCCUGGUUGGAGAGGAUACCCGGGAUACAACACAAAGCGGACAAUUGAUAAUAACACGGCACGGCACGAAAGCUUGCCGCUUGUUCGCGCAUUCAUUCUUUGGGAUCAUCGGCAAUGUGACUAUCUACCGGCACGACAUUACGGUUCCCUAACAAUACGGUUAACCGAUUCGUGGAAAUCUCUCCCUGCACCCCUGCAUGUGCCAGAGCCAACAGGUGUCAGGUCAGGCGUGACAAGUGAUUUUGUGCGUGCACCGAUUUCCCGGUAACUCUAUUCAUCGCUCUUGGGUUACUCCUCCCACUCCUCCUUGGCACACUCUCCCACGAUCUAAAAGGAAACGUCGUGCAACUGGCGAACGUACGGGGAAAAACCAGCAAGAUUGAAGACUUUGCGAGAAAUCUUUGGAAGUCCGUUAAGGCUUGCAUUUGCGGCAUGCGCCAUCCCACAACUGGGCUGAACGAAGACGACCUGAGUCGUCUCACCGGUUCAUCAUCGUCGACUGCCUCGUGCGGCAGUGCAGCCUCAGCCUCAUCUUCAUCAUCGUCAGCAUCCUCGUCAUCGUCCGCAUCCACAGCGGCCCCCACACAGUGCCAUGAGCCAGCAGCCGUCGUCCGUCAACAUCAGCAGAGUCCGGAAAGGACCAAGGCGGAUGCCAAGAACCAUCUGAACAGCGUCGACCCACAGCCAAAGUUCAGCUCCACAUAUCUACCGGAGAUCAUCAAUCCUCUGGAAUGGCAAAAGUCAUCGCGCAAGCGCAAGGAGCGUCUCGACAGCAGCUCCGUCUUUGGACAGGACCGCAAGCUGCAACGCAGCAACAGCGAGGAGCUGCUCACGGAUCCAGCUCAGGGCCACGCACCACAAGACCCCAAGACAGCGGCCGCCCACCUGCUGGAGGCCCAAUGCGAGGUCAUUCGGCGUGUCUCCUCAGAGGACUUUGAGCGUACCGCCAGCUACGCCAACUACUGUCUGGAGUUUGAACGCGAACAGCAGUCCCAGUCCCAGUCCCAGUCCCAGAACCAGGAGUCGGAGGGCGGCGAGAACAACUCCUCGCUGGCCAAUCUCUCAAGUGAGGUGCAGGGCUCCAAGGAGCGCCCACGCUCAGAGACCAGUCCGGCCCGCCAGCAGCGGGAGGCCAGCGAUGACAGUGAGUGCGAGCACGAGCGCCGAAGGAGCAGCGAGCGCUUCUGUAAGUCCCGCUUGCCACCCGGCCGCAAGUCCGGCAUCACCAAGAAGGGCAGCGGCAGCGGAGGAGUCGGUGGCAAGUACCUGCCCUCCAGGCGGGACGAACAGAGCGCCUAUAAGUACGACCUGUCCGCUCUGAAGUACGAGCGUCGCGGCUUCAUCAGCAGCAGGAAGCAGCAACAGCAACAGCAGCAGCUGUCCAACUCGUCUUCCUCCGCUUCCGAUCACAACGACAACAACCUGAUCGACUUCCACCAGCAACAACUGCUACAGCAGCAACAAAACCAGCAGCAGCAGCAGCCAAAAAGGAGCUCCAGCAUCUCACCCACACCCACAACGAGCUCCUCGGCGGGCAGCGACGACUCAACGCCCACACCCGUCAAGGCCAAGCCGCCGCAACGCCAACAGCAACAGAACCCGGACCUCACCUCGGCCCAGGAAUCGCUGCCGUGGGAGCGCGGGGAUGAGCCCGCCCCCGUGCUGAGCCGACGCUACGCCCACUCCCGGCCCCACGUCGGAGGCAACAUCGAUGCGGCCGCCCAGCUGGCCAAGGUGAUGCCCUAUCCGCAGGCGCUGCCCAAGCAAGCGACCAGCGUGCAGCUGCAUGGCUGCGAGGACAUGGACUGCCUGGAGCCGAUGGACGCUGUACGCGCCUUCAGUUCGCUGGAGAAUAUGCGCACCCGGGAUGUGAUGCAGCAGGUGCUGCCCGCCAUGAUGGUGGCUUUCCAGACGCCCGAGGAGCGCCUCAAGGCCAUCGGCCGACGGGUGACCGUGCUCAAGAAGAAGCUCGUCCAGCUGGAGGACGCACUGGAGCAGCGGCUCGGCUACCGGCCCUCGCAGGCGGAGCGCCUCAACGACAAGUAUAUGAAGAACGCCCUGGCCGAGCUGAGCAAGCUGCGAAAGGAGCGGCAUGAGCUCAAGACUGAUCCCAUCGCUGCCCUCGGCCUCAAGCUAGGCGGCGGUAGCGGCGGCGGUGCUGGUGGCUCCGGGUGCCAGGAGGUGGCCAAGAAGCUGGAGCGCAUGAAGGCCACCCUCGCUGAAAUCGAGCAGAAUCUAAACGAGAAGCGCACAAAUAGCCAACGGUCGCAGCAGCUGGAGGAACUGACCGCCGAUCAACUGGUGCAGGAGAAGACAGCCGUCCAGCAUGGUCUGCUGUAUUUUGAGAAUCUCUACGGCCAUCCGAUCACCAAGGAGGAGCGAGAUGCAGCCCGACCCCUGUACGAUCGCUACCGUCAGCUGAAGCGUCUGGUUGCCCGCACUGUAAUGUUUGGAACUGGGAGUGGGGUGCCAGAGCUGCCCACGAUCCUGGAGCACGAGGCUAUGGUCUUCGAGGCAACCUCAACACCGCUGCAGUAUUCAUCCAACAACAGCACCGCGACCACCAACUCUCCCAGCGACUCAAUGGCGCCAAAUACCAUCACACAGAAUGCUUCCUCCGAUGAGUCGACCACCACCACAACUGGUCCGGCGGCUGCCGGAUCGAUGGAGUCUUCCGCGGCGGAGAGAGCGGCCAGCGAGAACAUCUCCGCACUGAGUCUGGACCAGCUGUGGGAGCAGCUGGAGCGGGUGCGCGACGAGAAGGCCGUGCUGAAGGCCACCAUACGCGAGUACGAGUCACUGUUCGAGGAGCAGAACGGCCGCAAGAUGCUGAAGCAGGAUCGAAGGUCCCUCGAGACAGAGACCUAUGCCCAGUACAAGGAGAAGAAGGCCAAGGUGCGGCUACUGCAGGCCCUGAUCAAGAAACACAUUGGCCACUAGCCGGAGCCUCAAUCGAUCCACAUCUAUUCACCUGCAUGCGAUACUUAUUUAUUUCAUACCCACAAAACAAACAAAAACAAAACCAAAUGCAAA
Drosophila subobscura is the source of this 3696-nucleotide messenger RNA. Its product is annotated as protein FAM13A. The transcript is spliced from 3 exons. The record is from RefSeq and is a predicted model, not a curated record. Lineage: Eukaryota; Metazoa; Arthropoda; Insecta; Diptera; Drosophilidae. The coding region runs from base 1096 to 3603 and encodes 835 amino acids.